AUGACUGCAACUGACGCAACGAAUAGUUUAUUGGCAUCAAAACGGACAAUAUUUUCUCCAUUAGUACCAGUUGCCAUUCCGGAAGAUUUUAUUGUUAUAUGGCUUGAUCCUGUAUUCGAUAAUACUAACGAAUGUCUGCUUUACACAUCAUCAAUUAAAAACGAAAAAAUAUUUCUAAUUGUAUUUGGUGCAUUGGGUGAAACGGUCGUUCCAUUGUUACAGAAUUCACCACAAAUUUUGUCAAUAUUUAUCUUUUGUGAAAAUAGAGAGAAACAUGAACAGUGGUUCAGAAGUUAUUCGAAUAUUCGUGGUAUAUUUACGGAAUUAAAUGCUCUGUUGAACAAUCUUGAAGAAGAUGCGUUAUUACAUAAGGUCGACAUGACACCAAUGAUGCAAAAUGCAUCGUUCACGUGGUUUCGAUUAUUAAUUGAUAUAUUACUGCGGCUGCCCCAAAGCGUUAAUACCAAGAAAGAUUUAAUGAAUGAAGGUCGUGUUAUUAUAGAAACAACAAAAAAGAACUCGAAAAAUGAAGAGACAACAUUAAUCACAUUGGGUGAUUAUCUACUUGAUCUUGGUGAAUUCACUAAGGCUGAACGGUAUUAUACAUUAUUAUUAAAGGAAUUACCAUUGACGGAGCAUCCUGAUAUUGAACAGAUUUAUAAUAAUAUCGAUGUUAUCUAUUGUAAUAAAUGUAAUUAUGAAAAUGCAUUAAAAUACCAUCAUAUGACUCUUGAACUUCGAUUAAAAUAUUUGUCUGAUGAUAAUUCGUCACUCAUAUUAACGCCUGCUAAUAUUGGCUCCCAGGAGAAAAAAGACGGGCAAUAA
Molecule: messenger RNA, 825 nt
Organism: Didymodactylos carnosus
Lineage: Eukaryota; Metazoa; Rotifera; Eurotatoria; Philodinida; Philodinidae
Source: the annotation of a GenBank genome assembly